This is a messenger RNA of Ochotona curzoniae (black-lipped pika), 4699 nucleotides long. It is a transcript of the gene NF2, whose product is annotated as neurofibromin 2. Gene Ontology annotation, biological process: regulation of cell shape; regulation of gliogenesis; positive regulation of early endosome to late endosome transport. Gene Ontology annotation, molecular function: actin binding; cell adhesion molecule binding. The transcript has 17 exons. The record is from RefSeq and is a predicted model, not a curated record. Bases 474 to 2249 code for a protein of 591 amino acids. Gene Ontology annotation, cellular component: filopodium; plasma membrane; cytoskeleton. NCBI's taxonomy places the organism in Eukaryota, Metazoa, Chordata, Mammalia, Lagomorpha, Ochotonidae.
CGCGCCCGGUGUUUGCGCGGCCCCGCGACUCUUUUUUUUUUUUUUCUCCCCGGCCGCUGAGAGGCGCGCCGGGUCCCGGCCACCGACCGCCGUCUAGGGUUCUUAGUCCCCGGGCGUCUGGAGCCGUCCGCAGCUGGAGUCCGGCAGAGCCGGGCCGCUCCCGCCUCGUCUGUCCCGGCUCGCGUCCACUCCCCGCCGCCGCCGCCGCCGUCAAGGGCCUGUCCCCCCUCCACCUCCGCCCCCUCAGAGUCCCCUUUCCGCUCUCGGGGCAGGGUCCUCGCGGCCCAUGUUGGCCGCUGGGGACCCACGCAGUCCACAUCGCUUCCAGGCCGGUCUGCCGGACACCAUGGUGACCCUGCGGCCUGUACGACGGCUCCUUCAAGGGGGCUAACAGUUGCAGCUCACAGGCCUUGGGGGUGCGAAGGUCCCGGGCCCUGAGCCCCGACCCCCUCCAGCGUGCGCGCGCGCGCGCCAUGGCCGGGGCCAUCGCUUCCCGCAUGAGCUUCAGCUCGCUCAAGAGGAAGCAACCCAAGACGUUCACGGUGCGGAUCGUCACCAUGGACGCCGAGAUGGAGUUCAAUUGCGAGAUGAAGUGGAAAGGGAAGGAUCUCUUCGACUUGGUGUGCCGGACUCUGGGGCUUCGGGAAACCUGGUUCUUCGGACUGCAGUACACCAUCAAGGACACUGUGGCCUGGCUCAAAAUGGACAAGAAGGUGCUGGAUCAUGAUGUUUCCAAGGAAGAACCAGUCACCUUUCACUUCCUGGCCAAAUUUUAUCCCGAGAACGCUGAAGAGGAGCUGGUUCAGGAGAUCACACAACAUUUGUUCUUCUUGCAGGUAAAAAAGCAGAUUUUAGAUGAGAAGAUCUAUUGCCCGCCCGAGGCUUCUGUGCUCCUGGCUUCUUACGCCGUGCAGGCUAAGUAUGGCGACUACGACCCCUCUGUUCACAAGCGUGGAUUUUUAGCCCAAGAGGAACUGCUGCCAAAAAGGGUAAUAAAUCUGUAUCAAAUGACGCCGGAAAUGUGGGAGGAGAGAAUUACUGCUUGGUAUGCAGAGCACCGGGGCCGAGCCAGGGACGAAGCUGAAAUGGAAUAUUUGAAGAUAGCUCAGGACCUGGAGAUGUACGGCGUGAACUACUUUGCUAUCCGGAAUAAAAAGGGCACUGAGCUACUGCUUGGAGUGGAUGCUCUGGGGCUUCACAUCUAUGACCCCGAAAACAGGCUGACCCCCAAGAUCUCCUUCCCGUGGAAUGAAAUCCGAAACAUCUCAUACAGCGACAAAGAGUUUACUAUUAAACCACUGGAUAAGAAAAUUGAUGUAUUUAAGUUUAACUCCUCAAAGCUUCGUGUUAAUAAGCUGAUCCUACAGCUCUGUAUUGGGAACCAUGACCUAUUUAUGAGGCGAAGGAAGGCGGAUCCUCUGGAAGUCCAGCAGAUGAAGGCCCAGGCCAGGGAGGAAAAGGCUAGAAAGCAGGUGGAGCGGCAGCGCCUUGCUCGGGAGAAGCAGAUGAGGGAGGAGGCUGAACGUACGAGGGAUGAACUGGAGAGAAGGCUGAUACAGAUGAAGGAAGAAGCGACGAUGGCCAACGAAGCCCUGAUGCGUUCCGAGGAGACUGCUGACUUGUUGGCCGAAAAAGCACAGAUCACAGAGGAGGAGGCUAAACUCCUGGCACAGAAGGCUGCCGAGGCGGAGCAGGAAAUGCAGCGCAUCAAGGCCACGGCCAUUCGGACGGAGGAGGAGAAGCGUCUGAUGGAGCAGAAGGUGCUAGAGGCCGAGGUGCUGGCACUGAAGAUGGCAGAGGAGUCAGAGCGGAGGGCCAAAGAGGCAGAUCAGCUGAAGCAGGACCUGCAGGAAGCCCGUGAAGCGGAACGAAGAGCCAAGCAGAAGCUUCUGGAAAUCGCCACCAAACCCACAUACCCGCCCAUGAACCCAAUUCCAGCACCGUUGCCUCCUGACAUACCAAGUUUCAACCUCAUCGGCGACAGUUUAUCUUUUGACUUCAAGGAUACUGACAUGAAGCGACUCUCCAUGGAGAUAGAGAAAGAAAAGGUAGAAUACUUAGAGAAGAGCAAACAUCUACAGGAACAGCUCAAUGAACUCAAAACGGAGAUCGAGGCCCUAAAGCUCAAAGAGAGGGAGACGGCUUUGGACAUCCUGCACAACGAGAACUCUGACAGGGGCGGCGGCAGCAGCAAGCACAACACCAUUAAGAAGCCUCAAGCCCAAGGCAGAAGACCUAUCUGCAUUUGAGCCCUCAAACUCACCCUGCAGAGCGCCAAGUCUCGAGUGGCCUUCUUUGAAGAGCUCUAGCAGGGGAUCCAGCCCCCCACUGCCCCUCACCCCGGAUCUGCCACUUCUGCUGUUCCUAGCACCAUCGGGAUGGCCGGACACCCCCAGAAGCCUCCCGUAGCGGCUGGCCCGGGACUCCCUGGGAGCUACAGGACUCCCCAGUGGAGAGCCCAGCUCCCUUCCCUUCAUGUGCAAUGGCCUUGAACCACGAACCACUGGAGAUUACCCUCCUGGCGUCCUCGUCCUCCGGAUCGCAGUCUUUCACCUUUUUAGAAGAUUUUGUCCUUCUUUGUCUACUGUGGGAUCCCACGUGACCCCAGAAUGUGUCUCAAACUGCCAAGAGUUGACCUCAACAGUCCAGUAUGGGCAGUGGGAACUGUGAGCACAGGUCCCUGGGUGACAAGAAGGUUUGCCACCACCCCACACGCAGUUCUGGGACAUUAUUCUCCGAGGAAGAUGUGGACAUGGCACUUGGUGAAGAAGCCUGGUUCCUGCAUGUCACGGUGAGCUCGUGAGAAGGACAAGUCCUCCCCCAGAUUGCUCUUAGGCUUCCAACUGUUUGGGACUGGGCAGGGCUGUCAGGUGAGAAAUUCCACCACAUAGGGACCUGAUAGUAUGGGUCACUUGCCACCCUCUCCUCGCCACCCCAAACUAGCCCCCUUCAGCUUCAGAGGAGACUCCCUGGGGACGCCCUAGUCGGGGCAUAUGGAAUAGCACUGAUAUUUCUCGCUGACCCAGUGCCAAGCUCCAAGGCCUUAGUAAGUUCCUGACCUGAGUUACCUUCGGGCCAACUGGACCUGGGCUGCAUCUGGCUAUGUCCCUUGUCCCCCUGUGGACCAUUUUAUACUCUCCUAGGCCUGUGGAGUCUCCAUGUACCCCUCCAGGCAUGAGCCAGGGUACCUGUCCCCAGUGGGUGCCCAUAUAGGCUGGCAUAUCGCUCAUCUCCAUGCCUACAGAAGCGGCCCCGCAGCCAUGCCACCCCACUGUGGCCUGCUCACUCCUUGGUCUGGAGCCCCUUCCUGCUGCUUCCUCCUUCCACAUCAGGUGUUGUUCCUGUGACCAACCAGAGCCCCUCAGGUGCUUCCACUUGGGCCCUUGGGCCAAACAGGUGCUGGGUCUCUGUCCCGGAACUGAUGCCUUUUUAUUGACCCUAUCUGCUGACCUGAGAGGAGGGGGUAGGUCUCUGGCCCCUUGUUUUUUGCUUCUCAGAAACUAAGCAACUUAAGGAUGACUCUGCCUUUUUCCAGCGUUGGGCCACCUUGCCCUGAGGGAGCCGGCACUAUGUCGUCUCCCAUCCCCACUGCCCCUAGGGACAGCAGGAGCUCCCAGUGCAGCUUCAGCCUGGGAGAGUCCCCCUGUGUUGUGUGUUGUGGCGCUGCCUCCCCGGAGUCUAGCCCAUGCCUGAUGGCAGUAGGCAUUCCUCUCAACGUGUAAAUUUAAUCUCUAACAGUGACUACGGGACCCAGGGGCAGGAUGGUGGUUUAUAACUGCGGCGUCGGGCUUUGUUUUCUUAUUAUUUAACUGCUGUACGUGCUUCAGAAGCCUGAGAAAUGCCACGCCGUGCAGCCCCCAGGGAGCCAGCUAGCAUCUGGGCUCCGACAGGGCUGAAAAGGAAGGUGGCAGAGCGGUUCCACUCUCCCUAGGGGCAAGAGCCAGCAGCCACCUGCCCGUCCCCCCACCCCAGAUAUACACAGGAUAAGCAAGGCAGAGAGGACAGAGCCCCCAGAAGGGUCUGGAGCCCUAGAAGGAGAAAGAGCCAAGCUGGGUUUUCAGAAAAACCGAAAACCCGUAGCUGUGGCUGUGGCCGAGGUGAACAUUUUGGGGCUUGGAGCCUCUGAAGUCCCUUGAGAUCAGGGGCCCCGGCGGCUGUGAUUCUUUUAGGAACGUUUCUGCUAUUGAAAAUCUUUGUCCAGCCAUUGGCCUAUGACCCUCUGGGUUCAGCCACCUGCUGGUGCAUCUGACAAGGCCCCAGCAGCACACUGGCUUGUGCUCCCUUCACCCAACCCCCAUGCGUCCACCAGGCCGGGCUAGACAGCUGCCCGUGGCAUUGCAUAACACCUCAGUGACUGUUUUGUCAUCCCAGGGAUGGGUUUCUCUCUCCUUGGUUCUUCUUUCCCCAAAGUCCAGAAGCUGACAGCCAGUAACAGUGACUAAGUGCUCAGCGCUGACAGGCCUGGGACCUCGCUGCCCCUGGAGAGAAGCAUCCUGGGUGGAGAGUCGGUCUCUCCCACUCACUCCACUGUCUGCGGGAUUCUGGGACAGCCCCAUCCAUUUCCCUAGAGAUCUCAGACUGUGCUCCUGGCCUUGGGACCCAAGUCCCACCUCUUGUCCCAGGCAGGCACUGUUUUCUAUUGUGGGGAACUGUUGUAAUUUAAAUGAUUGUUGUAAUAAAAGUUCUAAUCUGUAUAGCA